This is a messenger RNA of Dufourea novaeangliae, 866 nucleotides long. RefSeq names its product RING-box protein 1A (gene Roc1a). Gene Ontology annotation, molecular function: ubiquitin protein ligase activity; zinc ion binding; cullin family protein binding. The transcript has 5 exons. Gene Ontology annotation, biological process: ubiquitin-dependent protein catabolic process; protein ubiquitination. The coding region runs from base 13 to 354 and encodes 113 amino acids. The record is from RefSeq and is a predicted model, not a curated record. Gene Ontology annotation, cellular component: cullin-RING ubiquitin ligase complex; nucleus. NCBI's taxonomy places the organism in Eukaryota, Metazoa, Arthropoda, Insecta, Hymenoptera, Halictidae.
CAAAAUUUAAAUAUGGCGUCGGCAAUGGAAAUCGACGAUGAAGAAAGUGAUUUACCAACUUCGAGUAGCAGUAAAGGAGAGAAGAAACGUUUUGAAGUUAAAAAGUGGAAUGCUGUGGCACUUUGGGCAUGGGAUAUUGUUGUAGACAAUUGUGCUAUCUGCCGUAAUCAUAUUAUGGAUUUGUGUAUUGAAUGUCAAGCAAAUCAGGCAUCAGCUACUAGUGAAGAAUGUACUGUAGCUUGGGGUGUAUGCAAUCAUGCAUUCCAUUUCCAUUGCAUCUCACGUUGGUUGAAGACUCGACAAGUUUGUCCACUUGACAAUAGAGAGUGGGAAUUCCAAAAAUACGGUCAUUAACGAAGUGUAUCCAACUACCACAAACAACAGAACCCUCAAGAAUGCCAAAGCCGAUGCAAGUCUAAUUAUACCUGAACAAAAGUAAACAAAAGCAAACGUAAACUCAGUGGCUCAUUCAUAAGCGUCGUAGCAGCACCUUGAAGGUGAAAAAAAACACAAAACUAAGGAUCUGCUUCAAGUAAAGUGUUUGUAAUGUUACUGCACCAGCAUUGUCAAGUUUAAACUACUACACUCAUUAAUACUUUGCGCUCCAAGAAUAUUUUAAUGCGAAGGACUAACAACUCCGUGACAUUUUUGUGGUGCUGUUUCUGAGAAUUAGAACGAAGAUUUUUCUAAUAAAAGCUUUUAAAACCUUAAAAUUUAUAUUUUAUUCGUUAAUUUAUCUUGUGUUACAAUAAAAAAGACUUGCACUUUGAGGUGAUGUGCGUCGCCGUAUUAGCGUCGAUGGAGUGCAGAGAGUUUAAUUGGAAGUACUAAAAAGGUUACGAGCUACUAAACAUUUUUUAUUCUAU